AAUUAUGCAACGGCAUAUGUUCCUUUGAAAGAAGUUGAAGUUCCAGAAGUAAACAUCCUGUUUGUUGGACAAGUUGGUGCUGGGAAAUCAAGUUUGUUGAACACUUUCAAUUCCAUAUUUAAAGGAGAGCUAACCUCACGAGCCUGGACCGGAAGUUCUGAACACAGUCUUACUACAAGUUUCAACAAAUUCCGAAUCAGGGACCCUUCCACAAAAAAGUUUCUAAAUUUCAGAUUGUGUGAUACGCGGGGUCUGGAAGAUAAUUUAUGCAUUAAGUAUGAAGAUAUGGCCUUCAUUUUGGAUGGAAACCUACCACACAACUAUAAGUUUAACCCUGUGGCCCACGCCUCCGUUGACACCCCUGGAUUUCAGAAUCAACCAGCGCUGAAGGAUAAAGUACAUGUUGUUGUUUUUGUUGUGGAUGGAAGCACGUUUGAUGUAAUGCCAGAAGGAAUUCUGAGGAAGUUGAGGGAAACAAAAAGUAUGGCUAUCGAUAGAGGUAUUCCCCUUCUAGUUUACGUAACGAAGGUUGACAAAAUAUGCCAAUUAGUUGACAAAGACAUCAGAGAUGUAUUUUUCAGCAAAGCAAUUGAGGGAAUCGUUAACAAAAUUGCAGAUGUUAUCGCCAUUCCAAGAUCACACGUUCUCCCGGUGAAAAAUUAUGAAAAGGAGGACGACUUGGAAACUAACCUGAAUAUUUUGGCCUUAAAAGCUUUGCGGAAGGCUCUCUUGUUUUCCGAUGAUUUUUUAGAAAACCAGUGUGAAUUACUUCAAGAAGAAACCAAAAGACUUAACACCAAAGAUUAAUUUCAUGACCAAGUAACAAGUAGUUGUAAAUGUGAUAUUGAACUAAUCUACUUGAAUAUUUUAGAUCUUUGUACAUAAUUAAGGGUAAAGCAUUAGCAUAUUAUACUCUGAAUGCAGUUUCAUAUUAUUUCAUGAAUGCGGUUUCUAAUAUAUCCUGGAUAUUAUUAUUUUCACUAACUUGUCGAUUGAAUAAUUUUUAGAAUCUCUUUGU
This is a messenger RNA of Saccostrea echinata, 1018 nucleotides long. Its product is annotated as interferon-induced protein 44-like. The annotation marks the transcript as partial. The record is from RefSeq and is a predicted model, not a curated record. Gene Ontology annotation, molecular function: GTP binding. The transcript has 4 exons. NCBI's taxonomy places the organism in Eukaryota, Metazoa, Mollusca, Bivalvia, Ostreida, Ostreidae.